This is a messenger RNA of Salvelinus fontinalis (brook trout), 8102 nucleotides long. Its product is annotated as ubiquitin-associated protein 2-like. The record is from RefSeq and is a predicted model, not a curated record. The transcript has 21 exons. Bases 4573 to 7533 code for a protein of 986 amino acids. Lineage: Eukaryota; Metazoa; Chordata; Actinopteri; Salmoniformes; Salmonidae. Gene Ontology annotation, molecular function: protein binding. Gene Ontology annotation, cellular component: cytoplasm; nucleus.
ACACUACAUAGGCAAAAGUAGGUGGACACCUGCUCGUCAAACAUCUCAUUCCAAUAUCUUAGCCAAGAGGUGGGACGUUAGCGUCCCACCUCUUCAACAGCCAGUGAACCUGCUGGGCGCCAAAUUCAAAUACAGAAAUGUUCAUUCUAAAACCUCAGAAAACAUUGGAUUUUUGUGAAUCCAACCACGGUGUCAGAUUUAAAAAAAUAAAUAAUGCUUUACGGCGAAAGCAUACCGUACAAUUAUUUGAGAACAUAUCCCACUAGACAAAUCAUUACAAACAGUAACCAGCCAAGUAGAACAGUUACACAAGUCAGAAAUAGAGAUAAAAUUAAUCCCUUACCUUUAAUGAUCUUCAUAUGGUUGCACUCAGCAGACAUUAAUUUACUCAAUAAAUGUUCCUUUCGUUCGAUAAAGUCUCUUUAUAUCCAAAAACCUCAGUUUUGUUCGCGUGUUUUCUUCAGUAAUCCACAGGCUCAAACGCAGUCAAAACAGUAAGACAAAAAAAUACAAAUUGUAUCCUUAAAGUUCAUAGAAACAUGUCAAACGAUGAUUAUAUUUAAUCCUCAGGUUGUUUUUAGCUUAAAUAAUCGAUAAUAUUUCAACCAGACAAUAACGUUGUCAAUUUAAAAGGUAAACAAGAAAGGACCUCUCGGUCUCGCACAUGAAAAAGCUCUGUGACACUUUAGGGUCCACUCAUUCAGACUGCUCUUACUUCCUAUUUUUUCAGAAUACAAGCCUGAAACAAUUUCUAAAGACUGUUGGCAUCUAGUGGAAGGCAUAGAAACUGCAAUUUGAAUCCUAAGUCAAUGGAUACUGUAGUGGCAUUGAAUAGAAAACUACAAAAUCCCCCAAAACGACUUCCUGAAUGGAUUUUUCUCAGGUUUUCGCCUGCCAAAUCAGUUGUUAUACUCACAGACACUAUUUUAACAGCUUUGGAAACUUUAGAGUGUUUUCUAUCCAAAUCUACCAGUUAUAUGCAUAUCAUAUCUUCUGGGCCCCAUAAGCAGGCAGUUUAAUUUGGGCAUGCAUUUCAUCCAAAAUUCCAAAUGCUGCCCCCUACCCUAGAGAAGUUGAUAUGGAGUUGGUCUCUCUGCUGCUAUAACAGCCUCCACUCUUCUGGGAAGGCUUUCCACUAGAUGUUGGAACAUUCCUGCGGGGACUUGCUUUCAUUCAGCCAUGAGAGUAUUAGUGAGCUUGUACACUGAUGUUGGGCGAUUAGGCCUGGCUCUGUCGGAGUUCCAAUUCCUCCCAAGGUGUUUGAUGGGGUUGAGAUCAGGGCUCUGUGCAGGCCAGUCAAGUUCUUCCACACUGAUCUCAAACCAUUUCUGUAUGCACCUUUCUUUGUCCAUGGGGGCAUUGUCAUGCUGAAACAGGAAAGGGCAUUCCCCGAACUGUUGCCACAAAGUUGAAGCACAGAAUCAUCUAGAAUGUCAUUGUAUGCUGUAGCAUUAAGAUUUCCCUUCACUAGAACUAGGUGGCCUAGCCCGAACCAUGAAAAACAGCCCCAGACCAUUAUUCAUCCUCCACCAAACUUUAUAGUUGGCACUAUGCAUUCGGGCAGGUAGCUUUCACCUGGCAUCCGCUAAACCCAAAUUCGCCCGUUGGACUGCGCGAUGGUGAAGUGUGAUUCAUCACUCCACAGAAUGCUUUUCCAUUGCUCCAGAGUCCAAUGGUGACGAGCUUUACACCAAUCCAGCCAAACGCCUGGCGUUGUGCGUGGUGAUCGUAAGGUUGUGUACGGCUGCUUGGCCAUGGAAACCUAAUUCAUGAAGCUCCCGACGAACGGUUCUUGUGCUGACGUUGCUUCCAGAGGCAGUUUGUAACUCGGUAGUGAGUGUUGCAACUAAGGACGUGAUGUUUACGCGCUUCGGCACUCGGCGGUCCUGUUCCUUUGAGCUUGUGGGACCUAUUAUUUUGCAGAUGAGCUGUUUCUCCUAGAUAUUUCCACGUUGCAAUAACAGCACUUACAGUUGACCGGGGCAGCACUAGCAGGGCAUAAAUUUAACAAACCGACUUGGAAAGGUGGCAUCCUAUGACGGUGCCGGGCCAUUCUACUGCCAUUUGUCUGUGGAGAUGGCAUGGCUGUGUGCUUCGAUUUUAUACACCUGUCUGCAACGUGUAUGGCUGAAAUAGCCGAAUCCACUCAUUUGAAGGGUGUGUACACAUACUUUUGGCCAUGUAGUGUAUCUGAAUUCUAUAGCUCUGAUAUUAUUAAAUGUUGGUUAUUUGAUAAAUCCAUUGCAUCGAGAGCGCUACAGUCUGCAGAUAGAAAAAAAUAUGUAAGUGCUCUGUUCUGUCUACCUGCACCUUGUCAAAUCAGUUGUUUUUUUGCUCAUUAUACUAUGUUACUGGUACUGGCCAACCUGAACUAAUGUCCCACUGAGCCUUGUUGUACCUUGCCACACAAGAUUCCACUUUGCCAUGCUAUACAACUGCCUCUACAAUAAUCCUCCCGAUAUGGCAUAUAAAGUGAGUAUUUGGGUAUCUAGUUGAUGGGGGGUUUUAGUUUGCGAUGUGUCCAUUUGUGUCGCCCAGCAAUUGUUGUAAGUGCCAUUACGUGUGAAAAAUACAGUCUUCAAAGUAUUCAUACCCUUUGACUUAUUCCACAUUUUGUUACAGCUUGAAUUUAAAAUAUCUAAUUUCUCACCCAUCUACACACAAUACCCCAUAAUAACAGUGAAAAUAUGUUUUUAGAGAUGUUAGGUAAUUUAUUGAAAAUGAAAUGCAUAAAUAUCUAUUUUACUUAAGUAUUCACACUCCUGAGUCAAUACUUUGUAUGAGCACCUUGGGCGGUGAUAACAGCAUUGAGUUGUGCAAGGCUGAUGUACAUACAAAAGACAUCUGGAUUUGGGGAUUUUCUCAUUCUUGCUUGUAGAUUUUCUCAAGCGCUGUUAAGUUAGAUGGGGAGUGGUGGUGAAAAGCAAUCUGCAAGUCUUUCCACAGACUGGCUGGGUCACUCAAGGACUUUUACAUUCUUGUUCUGAAGCCAUUCCAGCAUGGCUUUAUGCUUAGGGUCAUUUUCCUGUUGGAAUGUAGAUCUUAGCCUCAGUCUCUCGUUGGCACUCUGAAGCAGGUUCUCAAGGAUUUGACUCUAUUUGGCUCCAUUCAUUGUUCACUUGAUGCUUAUCAGUCUUCCAGUCCCUGCUGCUGAAAAGCAUCCCCAUGCAUGAUGCUGCCGCCACCAUGCUUUACGGUAGGGAUGGUGUUAGACGUGGGAUGAGCUGUGCCUUGUUUUCUCCAGACAUAGCACUUUGUGUUCAGGCCAAAGAGUUAAAUUUUUGUUUCAUCUGACCACAAACUUUCCCCUUAUGUCUUUCACAUGCCUUUUUGCAAACUUCAGGCAUGCUGUAAUGUAACUUUUUCUCUGAAGUGGCUUCCGUCUGGCCACUGUAGAGACUGUUGUCCUUCUGGCAGAUUCUUCCAUCUCAGCCAAGAAACUCUCUAGUUCUGUCAGAGUGCUUCUUGCCUAGUUGCUCAGUUUGUUUGGACUGCCAGCUCUAGGCUGAGUCUGGGUAGCUCCAUAUUUUUUCAAUUUCUCAAGGAUGGAGACCACUUAGCUCUUGGACAUUUCCAACACUAUAGAAAUUGUUUAAACCCUUCCCCAGAUAUUUGCCUCAUCACAAUUCUAUCUCGGAGAUCUGGAGACCGUUCCUUGGACUUUAUGAUAUAGUUUCUGCUCUGGCAUGCACUGUCAACUGUGGGACCAUUAUAUAGACGUGUGUUUCUUUUCAAAUCAUGUCCAAACAAUUGAAUUGGCCACAGGUGGACUCCAAGUUGUAGUGACAUUGGAAAUAAGUUUGAUACACCUGAGCUCAAUUUAGAGUGUCAUAGCAAAGGGGUUUGAAUUUAUGUCAAUUAGAAUUUUAUUUUCAAUGCAUUUACAACAUGGACAGGUUUUCACUUUGUCAUUAUGGGGUGUUGUGUGUAGAUGGGUGAGAAAUGUAUAUUAAAUCCAUUUUCUAUUCAGGCUGUAACACAACAAUGUGGAUUAAGUCAUGAGGUACGAAUACUUUCUGAAUGCACUACUGUCCUGCAGCUGCUAUAGAGCGGGGAGGGGGGGUGGACAAGCCAGGGAGGUUGUUUUGGUUCGGGUCAAGUCAGACAGGCAUGCAGAGUGAGGGAGUGGAAUCAGGAGUGCCAGUGAUGGCAGUUGCUGUCUGUAAAUGUAUUUAUCAUAUGUCCUAAACUCUCUAGGCUAAGCCAAUCCUCGUAUACUGAUCUAAAACCUCUCAAAUGCUGUCAGCAUGAAUUCUAAACCCUGAUUUCUGAUGAGCAAGUAGUGUCAGGUGUUCAGUCUGUUCAAAAUUCUCUACCAGUCUACAUGUGUAACUGACUUGUAGCAGCAUGCCCAACAUACUGUACCAUGCCCCCCUCUAACUGGUUUUGAAGCAACACAUAUCAGACAUUUGUGCUGAAAACAUAUGUUUUAAAACACAGGCAUUAGGUGUAAUUUAAUAGACUGGUUUGUGUCUUGUAGCAGAGGUCAGACGUAGUGUCUCUGUGUCUUUAGGGUUGGGGGGUCGCGGAAGGGGAAGAGCAGCUGGUGGUAGCAGGUUCUCCUCUCAGGGCAUGGGGAUCUUCAACCCCGCCGACUACAACGCUAACUCUAGCGGGUCUCGCCAGGAAACCUGGGAAGCAGAGGGGAACGAAGGUGGAGAUGGUAUAGGAGGAACAUGGAGAGGCAACUUGGAAGACUGGGCUGCAGAAGACUGGAAUGAGGAUCUGUCUGAAACCAAAGUGUUCACUGCCUCUGCUCCUGCGAACCACAUCACAUCUGGACACAAUGUGGACAUGGGCUCGCUGCUGCCCAAGACGGGCGAUGUGGAGGCGGAUCUGGGUGGCAUGGAGCCCCCUGCUGCUGUGUGCGUGGGGGGCCAGAGCCUGGUGUUCACCAACUCUCACCACAACGGCGCUCGCACCGCCACACACAGCUAUGCCAGCGCCGCCUCUGGCACUAGCUACACCCACUGUGCCCUGUCCUCAGUCCUUGGCUCUGGUUUUGUGGCUCUGAGUGGGCCCAAACCGACCCCGGCUGAGGUUAGGAUACCAGAGCAGCUCAACGGGCCCCAGCUCACCCCGCGGACCCAUCAGCAGCUGGUCACCGCGGGCAACAGCAGUGUCGCCAAAGAAUCCGGUCCACCUGCAGUUCAAGGCUCCGCCCCCAUUUCUGCCAGUGAAACCAAGUCCCCGGGAGUGGAGAAGGGCCCUGUUCCAACCUCUCACUUGGAUCUAAAGAUGCAGCCGGAGCCGUCCGCUGUCCUCAGCCAGCUGGCCCAGCGGCAGCAGCAGCAGGCCCAGCAUAGCUCCCUGCCCCAGGCAGAGCCUCUGUCUCUUCCCCCCCAGGUCCCUACUCCCCCAGGCCACUACGACGCCGGGCCCCCGCCUCCCAGAGACGGACCCUCCCUGGACCAUCAGGCUCCUAUGGCUGAACCCCCACAGAGGCAGAUCAAGACCCAGAGACGCAGAGUACCUCCUCCCUCAAAGAUCCCCUCAUCUGCGGUGGAGAUGCCAGGCUCAGCAGAUGUGUCUGGCCUCAACGUGCAGUUUGGGGCCCUGGACUUUGACUCGGAGCCCAGUGUGAUUGACAUGGGCCACCAGGCUGAGCCUGCCAGGGAGCCGGCCCCCACAGCUGUACCCCAGCCCCAAAGCAGCUUGUUUUCCAAACCUGGACCAGUCAGUGAGCCCCUUGGCAGCUUGUUGUCUGUGCCUCCGUCAAUAUCAGACCCCAGUUUCCCCUCUCUGGGUUUGCCCAGUGCCACGCCAUCCCCCUCCCCGGGUCUCCCCUGCGCCGCCCCACCCUCCACCCCCUCAGCUAGCAGAGUGGACAACGGCCCCACGCAGGGCAUGCCCCCCCACCUAGGCUACCCCCAGAGCAAAGACGCCCCCGCCGCCCCACUUGCUGUGAGUCACCCACACUGCACUUGUCAGAAUGGCUAUGGUGGUGUGAGGACUCAGGGCCCACAGGACUCGAUGUCGUUGGCUUCUCGAACCCCUAAGCCCGAAUCACCUCCCAUGAGCAGUGACAGUGGCCCCGUCCACCAUGUUCCCUCCCCAGCCCCCACACCUUCCCACUCUGCCCCUCUGCAAUCUGUCAGCAGUCAUGUGACCAGUACAUACUCAUCAGGAUCUGCCCUCUCCACUAGCUCCUCCCUUACGGUCAGCACGGCGGCGUCUUUUGGGGUUAAUGUAAAUCACGUCCGAAACGGAUCUAAAAUAAGCACUGAAAAUGUGAAGAGGAAAAAUGCUACCAAAAAACUAAACUGCUGUCAGUCCAACUCUCUCCCUCCCUCCGCCCUACAGAUGACCAGUGAGGAGAGCAGUAGUCUCCAUGCCUUCUCUUCCUCAUCUGGCCCUUCCAUCAAUGCUGCGGUUAGCAGCUCCAAUGGCAUGAUGCAUGUCCCCGGAGCACCUGGUCUAUCCGCCAGUGGCAACACCGCCCUCUCAGCUGCCGGAAGCACUGCCCAACCCCUGCUGAACACCACCUCUGGCAAAGCCCCCCCUAACUUGGCCCAAGGAGUGCCCCCUCUGCUGGCUAAUCAGUACAUUAUGGGCCCUGGAGGCCUGCUCCCUGCAUACCCGCAGAUCUAUGGAUAUGAGGACCUACAGAUGCUGCAGUCUCGUCUGCCUAUGGACUACUAUGGAGUUGCAUUCCCUGGUACAACCGCAACAAUGCCUGGCAGAGAUGGGCUAGCCAACAAUCCAUACUCAGGUGAAGCGACCAAGUUUGGCAGAGGGGACUCGUCUUCCCCAGCUCCCCCCACCAGCCUGUCGCAAGGCCCCUCCGCUCAGCCCCAGCAGCCCCCCCAGGCUCAGAGCCAAGGUCUGGGACAGAGCCAGGGCCAGCAGAAUCAGGCCUUCCUCAAUCCACCUCUGCCCCCAGGCUACGGCUACACCGGCCUUCCUUACUACGCCGGCAUGCCCGGGGUGCCCAGCGCCUUCCAGUACGGCCCCACCGUUUUUGUGCCUCCGGCCUCGGCCAAGCAGCCAAACAUGGGCUUGGGGAACCCCUCCAGCCAGUACCACCAACAGCAUCAGCCUAGCUACGGCCAUCACGCGUAUGGAACAGCUUUUGACGACCUGUCUCAGGGCCACGCGGGGGAGUACAGUAAGGGAGGGUACGGAGGCUCUGCCCAGUCUCAGGCCAAAUCAGCUGGCAGCGGCCCAGGGAAAGCUCCAGGUUUGUCCAGCUCAGGCAGCAGUGGAGGGGUGCCCGAUAUUGGCGCUUCAAUGUACAGCAAGACACAGUCUUUUGAUAAGCAGGGUUUCCACACGGGAACGCCCCCUCCUUUCAGCCUGCCGUCUGCGCUGGGGGGCACGGGCCCUCUGAACCCCGGCGGUGCCCCCGGUUACGCCCCGCCACCCUUCCUCCACAUUCUGCCUGCCCACCAGCAGCCACACUCCCAGCUGCUACACCACCACCUCACCCAAGACGGACAGGGUGGUCCGGGUCAGCGCAACCAGUCCAGCAGCAUGCAGCAGAAGAGCCAGGGCAACAAGUCCAGUUAUGGAAGCCCUUACUGGGCCAACUGAAGGGUACACCUGGGGAGUCUGUCCUGGCCCCCCAUCCUAAAGGCUGUGUGUCCCUUCUCCAACUCCCCCAUUCAUUUUUCUUUCUCUUUUCCUUUUUCAAAAUUGUUUGUACAUGUAAGAUAUUUAUGUAUGUAUUUAUAUAUAUAUAUACUGUAUAUGUAAUAGUAGAACAUGAAAUGUGGUUGCUGCAUUUUAUUUUUGAAAGACGUUUUUGUUUACUUUUUCAAAACUGCAGGAAGACAUCACAAAAAUACAUCUGAGAACUCCUAUAGAGGAAAAUGGAAAAGGAGAGAGCUUUAGCACUGAGCAAAAUGAGGACAUCUCAGAUGGGGGGUUUCCACAUUAACAAACUACAUUUGUCUCCUUUUUUUUAUACACAACUCUUGAGUUAUCCUGCUUAUCCCCUUCAUUUUCACCUUUUAAAAACUUCAGCCGUGGGUGGCUCUGGCAGGGGGGGCUGCCUCUGUGCCUUCCGCCGCAUCGAUACGCCUCAAAGACCUGCCCAUUAAAAUUGUAUAUUUUAAUUUCAUUUUAACCGUUUCCAUCUGAAUAAAAGUUCUGAGCAGUAA